AUGUUAAAGAGUUUGGAGGUGAGCAAUUGUGGGAAACUUGCGAAUAUUUUCCAAUCUGAUAUGCAGGGAACGUUUGGAAGCCUUGAGACAUUGAAGGUCAGCCAUUGUAGUUCAGUGGAAGAGAUAUUCGAACUAACUGUCAAAGAAAUCCGCAAUGAAGAGGAAACAACGACACAACAAGUCUCACAAUUGAAGAAACUCCAUCUGUUUCACUUGCCAAAGCUGAAACAGAUUUGGAGUAAAGAUGCUCAAGAAAGCCUUCGUUUCCAUAACCUGCAACUUGUGUGGGUUGAAGACUGUGAGAACUUGGAAUACCUUUUUCCAUUCUCCAUUGCAAUGCAUGCUACUCAACUGGAAAGUAUUUCCAUAAAGUAUGCAUGGAAUUUGAAAUAUAUUGUUUCAGGCGAAGGACCCAUGGAUAGUCCAGUCAAAUUUGCGCUUAAUCAAUUGACCUCAGUGGUGUUUUGGAGUUUAUUUCAACUGGAGGGAUUUUUUGCUGGAAAUCAUAGUUUACUACAUCCAUUAUUGAGGGAAAUAGAUAUUCGUCAAUGUUGGAAACUGAAGCUCUUCAAGACAGAAAGUUCAAGUGGCAAAGAAGAAGUUUUUCAUAGUAAACACCAAAUCUCAUUGCAGCAGCCUCUUUUUGCACUUGAAGAGGUACUUUGCAACUUGGAGAUGUUGGCGCUAAAUAAUGAGGAUGCAAGCAUGAUAUUACAAGGGCAAUUUUCACGAAAACACUUCAACAAACUCAAAUCUCUUCGUUUGGCAAAUUUUGAAGAUGAUCAUGCCAAUUUUCCCUAUUGGUUUCUCCAAAACAUAACCACUGUCGAUGAUCUACUUGUUGAAUUGAGUUCUUUCAGGGAGAUAUUCAAAGAAGAAAUAUCUACAGAUGACAAAGGAAAAUCUAAAAGUGGAGCACGACUCAAAACAUUGAGCCUCUGUCACUUGGAUGAUCUCCAGCAUAUAUGUACAGAAGGAUUUCGAAUAGAUCCUGUCCUAGAGGUUCUUGAAUACUUACAAGUCUUUGAUUGUUCCAGUUUGAAACACUUAGCGCCUUCAUCUGCAACAUUUCAUCACCUGACAUAUUUGGAGGUGGAAAAUUGCAAUGGAUUGCUUCACUUAAUUACCUCAUCAACUGCAAGAAGCCUGGUCAAAUUAACAACAAUGAAAAUAACGAAGUGCAAUUCACUUGAGCAAGUUGUGGCAGAAGAGAGGGAGGGGCCUGACGAUGAAAUUGCAUUCAGUAGCUUAGAGUUUUUGGAGCUAGAGAGCUUGCCAAUGAUUAAGAGGUUUUGCUCCUCCGAUUGCUACUUAAACUUUCCGUUGUUAAAAGAAGUUGUCAUUAAGCAAUGCCCAAGAAUGGACACCUUCUCAGCUGGGAGAGACACAAGCACACCGAAUCUUCGAAAGAUAUCAUCAAAAGAAGAAGAUGGAAACGUGUAUUGGGAAAGUGAUCUGAAUAAGACAAUAAACAAUAUGUUUGCGGACAAGGUGGCAUUUAGGAGCUUCAAUCUUUUGGAAUUUUCUGUAUAUCCAGAACUGAAAGAACUAUGGUAUGGCCAAGACGGGCCAAAUAUAUUCUGCAAUUUGAAGCAUCUAGUGGUGCGAAAAUGUACAUUCUUGUCCAACGUGAUUUUUUCAUCAAAUUUACUGCGAUUGUUAUAUGCAUUAGAGGAACUGGAAGUAUCAGAGUGUGAUUCAUUAGAAGUGGUAUUUGAUGUAAAUGCAUUGGAUGAGAAGGCAAAAGAAUCAAAGGAAGUUAGUCGGUUGAAGAAAUUAACACUCUCGGGGCUUCCAAAUUUGAAAUGCAUAUGGAACGGGGAAGCAGGAGAAAUAAUCAGCUUUGAAAAUUUACAGAUGGUGAAAGUUGAUAAAUGCCAACACCUGAAAUGUUUGUUUUCGGUCUCACUAUGCCAAGAUUUGAGGCGACUUGAAGAGCUUCACAUUGAGUCUUGUGGUGCUGAGGAAAUUGUUUCAAUUGCAGAAGGAUUAGAGGAACUCAAGUUUGAUUUUCCUCAGUUAACAACCUUGAACCUAUUGAAUCUGACACAGCUCACUAAUUUCUAUCCAAAAAGAUGUAUUCUAGAGUGUCCUUUGUUGAAGUGGUUAAAUGUUCGUGGAUGUGAAGAAUUGCAAAUAUUUGCAUUUGACCAUUUGAAUUCCCAACCGCUUAUGGAGGGUGACAAUGAGUCGCAAAUUGAACAAGCUUUGUUUCAUAUUGAAAAGGUGUCUCAAAAUUUGAAGGAGUUGCCAUUAAAUGAAAAGGACACUAUGAGGAUAUUGAAUGGCAACUAUGAGAAAAAUCUCUUUCAGAGCAUCAAAAGGCUUCGUUUGCAAUAUUUUCAGGGAACUCCAAUAAAGUUUCUGAAUGAUUUAAUCCAAAUAUUUCCAGCUAUAACACGCUACAAGUGCGUUGCAGUUCUUUUGAAACACUUUUUCAUUCAGAAGAAAUUAAUCAUUGUUGUAUUGAAAGCCCCACCCAAAUUAAAACGUUGUGGCUAUUUCAAUUGGAGAAGCUUGAGCAUAUAUGGAAUGAUGACGACUCAGCAUCACAUCCCUAGUUCAAAACCUUGA
This is a messenger RNA of Neltuma alba, 2574 nucleotides long. RefSeq lists its product as uncharacterized. The transcript has 4 exons. Bases 1 to 2574 code for a protein of 857 amino acids. NCBI's taxonomy places the organism in Eukaryota, Viridiplantae, Streptophyta, Magnoliopsida, Fabales, Fabaceae. The record is from RefSeq and is a predicted model, not a curated record.